Molecule: messenger RNA, 6138 nt
Organism: Ahaetulla prasina
Lineage: Eukaryota; Metazoa; Chordata; Lepidosauria; Squamata; Colubridae
Gene: PDE4A
Product: phosphodiesterase 4A
Exons: 15
Coding region: 380-2596 (738 amino acids)
Biological process (GO): signal transduction
Cellular component (GO): perinuclear region of cytoplasm; cytosol; nucleus
Molecular function (GO): 3',5'-cyclic-AMP phosphodiesterase activity
Source: RefSeq, a predicted model, not a curated record
CCUCCCUUCCGGAGGCUCUCGUUGGUGGCGUAGUCGCGCGCGGGGGAGCGGGAGGGACGCUCCGUCGGCUCCAGGCGCGAGCGUCUUUUGCCACCGCCGCAGCCGGAACGCCAGCAGAAGUCGCUCCGGAAAGGCUGCGAGUUGCUCGCUAUGAAGCGGGCGCCCGGACAGAACUCGAGAGCGGCUCGGGACUCCCCCAGGGAGCCCAACUAGGCAUGAGGGCGAUAUUCUGGCGGAGUUUGUAACCUGCCGCGCCGCUUGAGGGAAAGGGCGGCUGUUCGCUGUCAGUCCUCGGUCGGGGUCUGCAGCCGCGGCUUAGACUGCCUCCUGCCUGUCCCGGGCGCGGUUUUCUUGGCUCGGACCGAAGCCUACGAAGAGGAUGGAGGCGCCGCCGCCGCCCUGCUCGAAGAAGAGCCUGUCCCUCUCGCUGCCGGUGCCGCGGGAGGGUCAGGCCACCCUCAAGCCGCCCCAACACCUUUGGAGGCAGCCCCGGACGCCCAUCAAAAUCAAGCACCGCGGCUAUUCGGACACGGAGCGGCACCCCCACCGCCAGAUCGAGAGAGCGGACGCCAUGGACACGAGCGACCGUCCCGGCCUGAAGAAGUCUCGCAUGUCCUGGCCGUCUUCGUUCCACGGGACCACCACCACCAGCGGCGGCCACAGCCACGGGGCCAAGCGCUUUGAAGUGGAAAAUGGCCCAUCUCCAGGUCGCAGCCCCCUGGAUUCCCAGGCCAGCCCUGGAUUGGUGCUUCACCCCAGCUUUCCGCAGAGCCAAAGGCGUGAGUCCUUCCUGUAUCGUUCGGACAGUGAUUACGACAUGUCACCCAAGACCAUGUCACGCAACUCCUCCAUUGCUAGUGAAGCGCAUGCCGAAGACCUAAUAGUGACACCAUUUGCCCAGGUCUUGGCAAGCUUGAGGAGCGUACGUAAUAAUUUCUCCAUCCUGGCAAAUGUUCCUACGCCAACAUCCAAUAAGAGAUCUCCCUUAGGCGGGCAGCCAGCUGUUUGCAAAGCCACACUCUCAGAAGAGACAUACCAACAACUAGCCAGAGAGACCUUGGAGGAGCUAGACUGGUGUCUUGACCAGUUAGAGACCAUUCAGACCUAUCGUUCUGUCAGUGAGAUGGCAUCUAACAAGUUCAAAAGAAUGCUGAACCGUGAAUUAACCCACCUCUCUGAAAUGAGCCGUUCUGGAAACCAGGUGUCUGAGUACAUUUCCAACACCUUUUUAGACAAGCAGAACGAUGUGGAGAUCCCAUCCCCAACACAGAAAGACCGGGAGAAGAAGAAGCGGCAGCAACCCAUGUGCCAGAUCAGUGGGGUCAAGAAACUCAUGCACAGUUCCAGCCUGACCAAUUCCAGCAUUCCUCGCUUUGGGGUGAAAACAGACCAAGAAGAGCUGCUCAGUAAGGAACUGGAAUAUCUAAACAAGUGGGGCCUUAACAUUUUCCGGGUUGCUGAUUAUUCCAACAAUCGGUCACUCAGCUGCAUCAUGUAUACAAUAUUCCAGGAAAGAGACUUGCUGAAAACUUUUAAGAUCCCUGUGGACACAUUAGUCACUUAUAUCAUGACACUAGAAGACCACUACCAUGCUGACGUGGCCUACCACAACAGUCUCCACGCUGCUGAUGUCACUCAAUCCACGCAUGUCCUCCUCUCUACACCAGCCUUGGAUGCUGUCUUCACUGACCUGGAGAUCUUGGCUGCAAUCUUCGCUGCUGCCAUUCAUGAUGUGGACCAUCCUGGUGUCUCCAACCAAUUUCUGAUCAACACCAAUUCAGAACUAGCAUUGAUGUACAACGAUGAGUCUGUUCUGGAGAACCAUCACCUAGCUGUGGGUUUCAAGUUGCUGCAGGAAGAGAACUGCGACAUCUUCCAGAACCUGAGUAAGCGACAGCGACAGACCUUGCGCAAGAUGGUCAUUGACAUGGUCUUGGCCACUGACAUGUCCAAACACAUGAGUCUCUUGGCUGAUCUGAAGACAAUGGUGGAGACCAAAAAAGUGACCAGCUCAGGGGUGCUUUUGCUGGACAAUUACACUGACAGAAUACAGGUCCUACGGAACAUGGUUCACUGUGCAGAUUUGAGCAACCCCACAAAGCCUUUGGAGUUGUAUCGGCAGUGGACAGACCGGAUCAUGGAGGAGUUCUUCAGGCAGGGCGACAAAGAACGGGAGCGAGGCAUGGAGAUCAGCCCUAUGUGUGACAAGCACACAGCCUCCGUGGAGAAGUCACAGGUGGGAUUCAUUGACUAUAUUGUGCACCCAUUGUGGGAGACAUGGGCCGACCUUGUCCAUCCUGACGCACAAGACAUUUUGGACACUCUUGAGGACAACAGGGACUGGUAUCACAGCAUGAUCCCCCAAAGUCCCUCCCCACCUCCAGACGAUGCCGAAAAGGAUGAGGAGGCCUGUCUAGAGAAAUUCCAGUUUGAAUUGACCCUGGAGGAGGAAGGGGAGGACUCAGAACCAUCCGAGAAGGACCACAGCAGUCCUGGAGACGAGGACAACAGCUACUUCACAGCCACAGAAGAACAACACGAGUCCCAGGAUGGGCAGGACAGACGAACGGACAGUACAACAGUUGGCACAUCAUGACUGUGGGAAGGGACAACUGAAGAAAGCAAGAUCACCUACAGACACACACACGGAAGUUUUCAUGAGGGAGGGGUGGGGAUAAAAAAAAAUGGAAAAAACUCAUUUUUUAUUUUUAUUGUAUUUUUUAUAAAAUGAAAACUAAGAAAAAAGGGGGGGAUGGGGAAUACACACAACAACUGUAGAACCAGGUUGGCCCCAGCAGAGGGUAGUAGCCUGCUGCUGUAGUGACUGGCCCAAGCACUCCAGAAAUAAUUUUUCAUUUCUUUUUUUUUCUCCCUUUCCUUCAUUAUUUCUGACUGGUUGUUUUUAAUUACUUCAUUUUGCUAACUUUUUCAAACUUCUGCAACCAGGAAAAGGAAGAGGGGACUGAUGAUGUGAGGCAUGUAUGUAGCAGCAGAGAGGCAAAGCCAAUAGAAUUAUUUUUAAAACAGUGAUUUUGCCUAUUUGUAGUAAAAAUAGAUGCAAGUGCAAGGAGCUUGACAACAAAAACUGGUAACCAUUUGACAUAGAUACACACAGAGAGAGGUUCCUGUAGGUCAGUGUUUUUCAACCGCGGCAACUUUUAAGAUGUUUGGAUUUCAAUUCCUAAAAUUCCCUACUCAGCCAUGCUGGCUGGGGGGAUUCUGGGAAUUAAAAUCCACAAAGAUGCUGAAGUUGAGAAACCCUGCUGUAACUCCUUUGUUCCAGAUAUGUCCUCCCCAUUUAGCUCAUGUAUUUGUGCCUUUAUUUCAUAAGAGGGAAACCUGAAGCUCUUCAAAGGGUGUCAGAAUCUUAACUCCUCUCCUCCAGUGUUCCUUUAGAAUAGCUGGAGGUUAGAGUCCAGCGCCACCUGGAGGCCCAGAUAUUUUUCUCAGGGCCCUUCAGAGUACGGCUCUUCCAGGUGGACAUUCAAAUAUUGGGGAAGGGUGAGAGGAAAAGUAUUGUUUUUAUUUUUGUAAGUUAUUUUUUAAGCUAGUGGUUAUUUAUUUUUGUGAAUUUACAUAGAUUUGAUUUUUAUUAUGGACUGAUAAGAAAGUUUGCCUUUGAGGAUUUUGUUGCUGUUGUUCAUGUUUUUUCUCCCUUCUUGGAGCAAUUCUUUCUGUUUUCUAUUUAAGUUUGCAGGUGUGGAUUUUUAAUUUUUUGCCUACAAUGCCAUAGAUUUCUCCCAGAGCAAAUGGGAGAAAAUACUAUUUUACAGAAAAUGAAACUAAAAAUGGAACAAGAAUCAAAAACAUUCUAUCCAUGUUUCCAAAUAGCCGAGUCUUCCUCCGCUCCUCAUUUUGCACAAAAAUAAAAAGGCAAUACGGCCAGGGUCAAAUGUUUAUGCUGGCCAACUUGCUUAGACAGCUCUCAGCUGGGGAUCUCAGGUGUGAGUAUUCCAUCCCCCAGGUUGGGGACGGAAUCAGCAGAUAUGAGGACUGGAGAGAGGGGUGAUGUACGCUGAGUGGCGUUUGUUUUAUCAGUGAUUUGCAAUUUUAUCUUCUUUAUCUGUGUCUGGAUGCUGCUUGAUGAAUCUCCGAAAUGCAGUGCUUACAGAUUUCUCAGCUACAAAAAGCAGGUGUCUUCCCCAUUUCCUACCCCCCCACCUCAAGAAUAGAAAAUUAGCAGCCUUUCCUAAUGAACUUUCUUUUUAUGAGAUGUGAUACAAAUAUUGAUUUAUGGAGUUGAAACUGGAAGAGGAAAGAUGGGUUUGGUUUUAAUCUGUUAUGAAUUUCAGAAGAAAAAGCCUCUAACGUCCAGAAAUGGGGAUCUGUCUCAGACACCCUCAGUUACAUAGUAAUAAAAGAGCCCAUCUGUUUUAUUGGCUCAGAAAGCCCAUCACUUAGCUAUAAAGUAGGGAUAAAAUUGCUUGCAUCAGAUUUGAGACCCCACUCUAAGAGAUCAGGAUAAUCAAAUGAAAAAGUCACCUGCCUUGAAAUCAGAUUUGGAGACAAUUUUGCCAACAAUGUUUUGCCAAAGGGAAUCUGACAGGUUUCCUUGUUCCUGUAGAGUAAUCCAAGUGAAAGUAAUCCAAGUCUUGCUCCACACCUUACCAUGUCAGAUCCUUCUUUCCUCCAUCCUGGAGGUGUCUGUAGUGGCGGUUCUUCCCACAUGUACCUGCUCUUGAUUAUCGUUUCCCACGAGAAAUCUGUUUGGCUGCUUAUUUUCUUUGCCUUAACUAGCAAAACAGUUUGAUUUGCUAAAUGCAGCAUCCUUGCAUCUUGGCAUUGAAGGGAGAGCAUUUUCUCAUUCCCAAAAUGCUUACAUCACAUCAAAAAGGAUAUUCACUACUAGGCUACUAGUCUUUCAGUGGACAAGAAACACUGCAGGAUCCAGUCUUCAAAGUUGCAGGACCAUGAUCCUCUUGGCAUUGUUUCUCUGCUUCUGUGGACUAGUCUUGGGCUGGUUGACGUGUGGGCAUAUUCCCUACCCCUUGCUAAGCAGCAUGCCGCCUGCUGUUUACUAGUAGGAAGACAGCUGUAGUUUUGGAUUUGUUGAGUUUCUUGGUGGCAGAGCCAUUGAGUGUUGUAGCCUAGUUCAGCUUCUCUUCCAGACUCCUGGGGGAGAAGAUAUACUGCCCCCCUCCACUUUUGUCCCUCUUAUAUGGCUACCCAGCAUCAGUGCACGACUCCCAUAAAACCCCCACACACACCUUGCAAGAGGUGAGGGUGAAGCAAUAACAACUAAGCCCUUUUCCUGCCCCCAUUGCUACAACUGAGCUGUUGAACCAAAGCCAAAUCUCCUCUUUUGCAAAGGUCUCAUUCCACACAUGGACACCACCCACUUUGCAUUGGCUGCUCCUUAGCCAGCUCUCUUAGCAUGCAAGCUUAGCAAAGUAAUGUUUCAGGCUUAGGCCAGCCCAAGCUUGGAAGAGGAAGUUGUGGGAUAUGCGCUGGGGCUGCUGCUUGGAUAGACCAGAGCAUUUCCAAGGGCUGGCCUGAGACCAUGACAGCUUUGGUUAGCCACACAUCAUACCCUUGGAGAAGGCCAGCUGCACAGAGAGCCUUGGCUAGGUUGCUGUCCCUUGGUGGCCCGCCUGCUAAGAGCUGCCAUUCCUGCAUUGCCAGUCUUUGGCAAGGAGGCCAGCGUAGGGCAUCUCCUUUCCAACCCAAGGGAGAAAACAUGGCCAUUUCUGAACACAGUACUGUAGCUAUUUUCUUUGUAUUUUUACUUUUCUUUCUUGAAGCCUCAAUUGUAAGGGAUAAAUAAGAAAGAGAAUCUCUUUCUAAUUUUCUGUAUAGCUUUUAUUUUUGUAUGCAGUUCUGUUCCACAAGUUUGUUGGGUCAGGUUUGGACUGUACAUAAUUGUGAAUAAGCAGAUUGUAAAUUAUUCUAAAAAGUAAAAAGAAUCUUGCAAACAAGAUCCCCUUUCCCCCGCUGCCCCUUCCUCUCCCACCUUCCACUCCUGCCAGGGGUCACGCUGUGCUUGAGAGCAUCCAGGGAGAAGAAUGAGAGCUCUGGGAGACUCUCCAGCUGCAUUCUCUCAAGGGCUCUAGGGCACAGACCCCAUUGCACCCCCUUCCUCCUCCACCACCACUCCUUUCUCCUGUCUGUGUAUUUAUGGUGUAAUAUAGACACACUCGA